UCUGUGAAAAAAUUUAAAUGUAACACUUUUAAAUUUAUUGUAGAACUCCCAUUAUUAUAAAAUCGUGUUUUUCUUAUCAUUUCUUCAUACCGGUGUCAAAAUUGCCAGUAAAACGAACAUGGUCGACUACAGCAAGUGGAGAAAAAUCGAGAUAUCCGACGAUGAAGAUGAAACGCACCCCAGCAUCGAAUCUUCAGCCCUUUUCGAUUAUAAACACCAGGCCAGGAUCCGGCGGAUGGAAGAGGCCCAAAAGGAAAAGGACGAUUUAGCCAAAGCCAAAACGGACAAUCAAAACAAAAUCAAAGAGUUGAAAAUGAAAUUGACCGAUGGUUCCGGUGAAGGGGACACUUCCGUCGAAAGAUCUUUACUCGAAGAGUUGGAGAAAACUGCGGAAACGUUCGACCAAAUAGAAGAACGGCUGAAAAAUAAAGAAAGGCUUACACCUUGGAACAUAGAUACAAUCAGCCAGCCGGGUUACACAAAGACCUUGAUAAAGAGGAAUUCUCCUACUAAACCGCCAACUCUGACAGAAGAAGAAAGAGAAAAGCGUUUGCAGGAUUUUAUUAAAAAGAACGAAAAGACAUUGCAGCAGUACGGCACGCUCAGGAGUUACGACGAAAGUCAACAGUUUUUGGAAGAUCAUCCUCACUUAGUCUGUGAAGAUACUGCGAAUUAUCUAGUCAUAUGGUGUGUAAAUCUCGAACUGCAGGAAAAGGCAAAGUUGUCCAAGCUCGUUGCCCAUCAGUGCAUCUGCAUGCAGUACAUUCUUGAGUUGGCCAAAAGGCUCGACGCCGAUCCGAGAAACUGCGUGACGACGUUUUUCUCUAAGAUCAAAAUCUGCGACGGCUGUUACAAGUCGAACUUCGAGGACGAACUGAGAUCUUUCAUCGAGCGAGUCAAGGAGAGCGCGAGGGAAAAACUCGAAAUCGCAGCCAAGGAGCAAGAAGAGGAGGAUCGUCAGGCCAGACUGGGCCCUGGGGGCCUCGACCCAGUCGAAGUGUUUGAUAAUCUACCUCAAAACAUGAAAACUUGCUUUUUGAAACAAGACGUCGCCAUGUUGCAAAAAGCUAUUGCCGAUAUGCCCCAAGAUGAAGUCGCCUAUCAUAUGAAACGCUGCGUCGACGCUGGCCUUUGGGUCUCCGGCGAAGAAGACUUUGAAAAAAUAAAACCCAGCGUGGAUACUUCAACAAGCUCGUCGUCGGUACCAAAAUAACAAUCCCAGCUCCGAACUUUCCACAUAGUUGAGUACAAUCACCGUGUCACAAUAAAUUUAGACUAAUUUACAAAUAGACUAAA
Molecule: messenger RNA, 1296 nt
Organism: Cimex lectularius (bed bug)
Lineage: Eukaryota; Metazoa; Arthropoda; Insecta; Hemiptera; Cimicidae
Product: hsp90 co-chaperone Cdc37-like
Exons: 1
Coding region: 119-1213 (364 amino acids)
Biological process (GO): protein stabilization; protein folding
Cellular component (GO): cytoplasm
Molecular function (GO): protein-folding chaperone binding; protein kinase binding; heat shock protein binding
Source: RefSeq, a predicted model, not a curated record